Aspergillus chevalieri is the source of this 834-nucleotide messenger RNA. Its product is annotated as histidine phosphatase family protein. Gene Ontology annotation, cellular component: cytoplasm. The transcript has 4 exons. The record is from RefSeq and is a predicted model, not a curated record. NCBI's taxonomy places the organism in Eukaryota, Fungi, Ascomycota, Eurotiomycetes, Eurotiales, Aspergillaceae. Bases 1 to 834 code for a protein of 277 amino acids. Gene Ontology annotation, molecular function: phosphatase activity.
AUGCCUCCCGUCAUCCACCUAGUCCGCCAUGCGCAGGGCGUCCACAACCUCACAAAAGCAAACCAUGCAAUCCACGACCCCUCCCUCACCGACCUUGGCCACGAACAAUGUCGCACCCUUCGCCACGCCUUCCCCUACCACGAGCGCAUCGAGCUCGUAACCGCCUCUCCGCUGCGCAGAACCCUCUACACAGCGCUGCAGAGCUUCGAGCCUGCCUUUGAAAAGGGCGAUGGCGUGAAAUUGAUUGCGUUGCCGGACGUGCAAGAGAUCAGUGACGCUCCUUGUGAUACGGGGAAUGAUCCAGAGGUUUUGAAGAAGGAGUUUGUGGAGAAGGGGUUGCCGGUUGAUUUGAGGUUGUUAAGGGAUGGGUGGAAUAAUAAGUCUGAAGGUCGCUAUCAACCCACCAACCAGGCAAUCAAGGAUCGUGCGCGCGAUGCGAGACGGUGGUUAAAGGCCAGACCCGAGAAGGAGAUUGUCGUGGUGACGCAUGGUGGUUUCUUGCAUUAUCUCGCCGAGGACUGGGAGGAUAGCUCUCAGUACCAGGCAACCGGCUGGGCCAACACGGAAUACCGCACCUACGUCUUCUCCGAAGAAGAGCACAAAGACGAUAUCGAAGGCUACGCGCUGGAAGGCGACAACGCAACUCUCGUCGAGACAACGGAAUCCCGCAACCGUUGCGGAAAGGACGGUCCCACUCCCCACCGCGAGUCCCAGAAGACUCUGUACAAGCUGGCUACGCAAGGAUGGGAGGACCAGGGGUUGCAGCUUAGUACGGUGGAGAGAGAGGCUGCGAAGGUGCCUGGUGGGAAGGAGGUCGGUGGGGUGAGGGUAUAG